Messenger RNA from Leptosia nina, 2862 nucleotides. The record is from the annotation of a GenBank genome assembly. NCBI's taxonomy places the organism in Eukaryota, Metazoa, Arthropoda, Insecta, Lepidoptera, Pieridae.
AUGCGCGCGGACCGUGCCGCGCUCUACGCGUGGCUCGUCUGCUGCGCAGUCGCGCUCUCUACGCACAAGUAUAGCACUCGAAUCGUGCGAACCAAGUACGGACCCCUGCGGGGCAUCGUUGUCCACGCACAUCCGCAAGUCGAAGCCUAUUUGGGAGUGCCGUAUGCAACGCCACCUCUCGGUAGUCUUAGGUAUAUGCCCCCGGUGACACCGUCUCAGUGGCGCACAACGCGGCUGGCGGACGCAGCGGGCCCGGCGUGCCCGCAAUCUCCGCCCGCCGCCGCACCCCGCGAUGACGCGCUGCUAAUACACCCACGCGCGCGCAUCAAACAGCUGGAACGUCUACUCCCUACGCUCGCUAACCAAAGUGAAGACUGUCUCUACGUAAACCUUUACGUACCUGUUAGUGGUGCAGAAGUUGAUUCCGAGAGACCAGGACUGCCGUGUUUAGUAUUUGUUCACGGAGAAUCUUAUGAAUGGAGUUCGGGGAACGCUUACGAUGGAACAACUCUUGCUGCACAUGGAGACAUUAUUGUAGUUACUAUCAACUUUAGAUUAGGUGUUUUGGGUUUUUUAAAAACUGGUGCUAAAGGGUCAGCUCAGGGUAACUUUGGCCUAAUGGAUUUGGUUGCUGGGCUACACUGGCUGCGGGAAAACCUGCCUGCUUUCGGAGGAAAUCCUGAAAAGGUUACGUUGAUGGGUCACGGUACUGGCGCUGCACUUGCUAAUUUUCUAGCCGUCUCACCUGUGGCUAGAGAGCUAUUGAAGCGAGUGAUUUUGUUGAGCGGGUCGGGGUUGAGUUCGUGGGCAUUGCAAAGGGAACCUCUCACGAUAAAAAGAAAGGUAGCGGAGCAGACUGGUUGCCAUGGAGACUUACUUGAGGACGACUUAGCGCCGUGCCUCCGCAACAAGCCGCUUGAUGAAUUACUUGCGGUCCGAUUGGAGCCUCCACGGUUCUUGCCCGGCUUCGCGCCGUUCGUGGACGGAACCGUUAUCGUUAAUCCUUCCUUUGCGCCCCCUCCUACUGAUAGUUCGCGGCUGGGCGCCGGAGCGGCCGCUGUGGCUAGCGCUGCCGGUCAUGAAUUAGCCGACUUCCCGCACAGAGAGCUGCUUUUCGGACUAACUACUACAGAAUCUUACUUGGAAUUCAAUGCUCAAGACUUGGAGUUCGGCUUCAAUGAAAGCCGGCGCGACCGCAUUUUGCGCACUUUCGUCCGCAACGCUUAUUACUACCAUCUCAAUGAGAUUUAUUCGACUCUCAAAAACGAGUACACGGACUGGGAUAAGCCCGUACAAAACCCGCUCAGCGUUCGAGACGCCACUCUAGAGCUUCCGGAAAUGCAAAACACCGAUGCGGUGCAACUAGCUCGCAUUACAAUGCCCGAGUUAAUGAUAUCGUACGGUUCUCUUGUUUUUGAGAUACUAAGCGACGGUCGCACGGCUGCCCCUCUCAUAAGGCUGGGCUACUUACACGCUCUUCGUCGUGGCACCACGUACUUCACUCAUUUCCACUACCUGUCACCAGAAAAAGAUUAUCCUCAGCGACCGGGUUCCGUUCAUGGUGAAGAGUUGCCAUUCUAUUUGGGAAUGCCACUUUCCCAAACUUAUCACCAUUUAAACUUCACUGCGCAAGAGCAAAGAGUAUCGAAACUUUGCAUGCACUACGUGGCUAAUUUCGUUCGAUAUGGGAAUCCAAAUGAUCCAUCCGCCACACCACCACCGAGCCCUAUGUUAGGAGAACCUGCUUCUGUUGGUCCUGAUGACGUACCUUUUUGGGACACAUAUGAUACCAUCAAUCAGCUUUAUAUGGAAAUGAGUACAAAACCUGGUAUGAGAAGUCACUAUCGUGGUCACAAAAUGUCCUUGUGGUUGUCUCUCAUACCGCAAUUGCAUCGACCAGGAAAUGACUUGCCAGACGCUGCAAUGAAACAUCACCAUUUUUUAGAAGAAAGUCCGACCUAUUACGAUGGUCCCGUCCGACAACAAUCGAAGUCUCGUGACCAUGUUCCACACGUGGUAAAUAUUGGAAGGAGUGGCGAAAAGAGCACGCCUCCAUCACGUUCCGCUUCACCAAAGCCGUCCCCUGCCCCUCCAGCUUCAACAGAAUGUCCACCAAACGCUACAUCGCCUCCAAUACAAACUGAUGACGCCCUGCUACGGCGACUCGCUUCUUCGCAUUAUCAGUCCUAUACUGCUGCUCUGACAGUUACGAUUGCUGUUGGAUGCUUCCUACUACUUUUAAAUGUUCUUAUUUUUGCUGGUAUAUAUCACCAGAGAGGUUCACGACCGCGACGAUGUAAAGACGAUCUAACAGAGGCUGGAAGCUCUUCAUCUUCUGAUAACUACGAUGGAAAAUUAGAUUAUGAGGUGCGCGCUUUUGAGGGCAAGGGCUUCGGGUUUGAGUGCAAAUCCGCGCACGUUCCGAGAGGUUCAGGUUCAAAGUUUGAUUUGCGAACUCUAUCAGAUUGUGGUGAACCUACGUUUGGGGAGUAUAGUUGUUAUGACGAAAAACAUCAAGCUGCAAGAAGGUCAUUACCAGAUGUGAGUGUUGGCAGUGCUAUUGAUGCUGGAAAUGUGGUAUGUAUAGAUACUCAGAAGCCGGAUAUACAAAGAAUAGAAGCGCGUAUACAAGAGGCCGUAUCUAGAACUAGCACAUUCGAACCUCGGGUUGUAGAUAGUUCCACUCAAGUAAAAUUUGGACCUUUAUCAGAUGGUACUGAAGUUCUUUCAGAUACCAAUGGUGAUUCUGAUACAGGCCUUCCUAGUAGCUCGGGUAUUCUCCGAGUUCCACCAGCACCAACAACACCAGCACCGCCGGGGAUUAUGAAGAAGAGAGUGCAGAUCCAAGAAAUAUCUGUAUGA